AUGAAAAAAAUGGAUGACGAUUGGGCUCUGAGAGAAGCACUUUUGUUAUGUGUAGAGGAAAGUCAGCAGUCUUCUCCGAUACGUCAUGCUACAAAUGGUUUUUGCCGCUGGGGUGUUCAAAAAACGACACACAAAUUUCCCGCGGCCGCUUACGGAGAGACGGAUUGCCAAACUAUUUGCUGUACCGUGACGAAGGUGGAAGGGAUCCUACGUUGCACUUUGGAGACUUUUAUGGCAUUUAUCAGCACGCCGAAAAACGCACAAUACCACGAUGAUGGUGUGGUAUCGAAUGAUGUAAUUAACAAAAAGGGUGAUGCCGUGCUGGUACGCACCGUGUACCGUCAUCGCCCUCCGGUGGAGGUCAUUACACGGCAUGCAUCUAAGAUGUACCAAAUCCCAGAAGCGGUAGGUAACAAUGAGGCCUUACAGCGUUUUUGUGCCCAUGCUGUUGGUAUUUCUCAUGAUAAAAAGAUAUCUGAAAAUAAUAAUGUCAAUUCAAACAAUGGGGCGUCUCUCUCAUUGCCCUCGAAGGUGUACGUGUAUGCCAUUCACAGCGUCCAAGAUGAGGGGACCGUACACGUAUCUUCUGAUAAUAUACGGGGGUGGGUAUAUCUUUCCGCCUUCAUCGCCUAUGAGAUGCCUGGGCCGUGUGUGCACCUGACUUUUGUCAAUGCCCCAAACAAACACGUUGCCGCAGUCAUGGAAAGUUGCGAGAAGAAGAUCCCACGGAUACGAAGCUUCUGUGAAAUGCUACAAGAGAUGAUGUCACGGGGGAAACUAGCACUUAUGCAGAGAAAACGGAGCGGGGUGAAGGCUUUUGGGCUCGUUGGGUCGCCGGAGCAAAGAAAUCCCUUGGGUCUCGUCCAAAACGAGCCAUGUGUCUUCGGUCCUCCCACAACGGCGCAACUUCGCGUGCUUUGCCCUCUUCUUAAGUUGCAUGCUGGGAAAAUGUGGCGGUAUCGAGGACGGCAGGAAGGAUGCGACGUGGAAGAAUGUGACGCAAAUUUGUUUAUUGCAGCACCACCCUUUCUAAAGGCAUACCGUAUUUCCACAUUUAUUGCGUGUUCACUGGCUAAUUUUUUCUCUUUUGUCGGAGAUCCUUUGCAGACACAUCGUUAUGACCCCUUUUUAGAGAGCUCAAUGAGGAUUACUACUCUACCUGAGGGAGAGGUGUUCUAUUGGCGAUAUAAGCGACUUGCCACGUACAGCUCUUUACGUGAUUACUGUGUUCUCGUUAACGCAAUACUUUUGCAACCGGAUAUGGAACGGGGAAGUACAAAAUUGUUUUCAGCAUUCAAUUCUACAGCGAUGGUGUAUAUAGAGAAUGCUAUUCAUUGCAAUUACCGCCCCCAUUGUGAGGGAUAUGAGAGAGAGGUUGUUUAUGCAUUUGGGUACAUUGCCACAAAUAACGCGGGGGAUAAUUGCGUGCAGGUGCAUCAUAUCGUGUGUGUGGACUCAAAAGACAAGUCGAAUCAACGACUGGAGUUGGCGAUGAUUCAAGAGCACAUUACCCGAAUGGCGUGGGUGCGUCAAAUCUGUGAGGACACACAGUCUACAUCAAUCGGUAUGCGGCCGUCCCAGACACCACACAUGUAUGGGGAAGAGAAGACGGAGAAUCCAAACCAUGACGAUGAGGAAGAGGCAGCAAGUUUUGUUGAGGUUGAAACAUUAGAAGAUGUCACUUCGUUUUUUUUUACCCAAGACAGUGCUGACUGUAUGAGCCACCCGUCUUCUUUGAACGGGUCAGUGGAGGAGCUUGAAGGGAUAUUUGACGGAGACUCGAGUGAAGCGGGAACUUCAUUCCAACCUGCAUCUCCUGUGAGGCAUCCGCAGGUGUCUGACGCGGAGGCUCACAAAUCCCAUCUGACACCUGCCAUCACCACCGAUCGGAAUUCUUGGGUGACUCCAACGGAAGAGGUGGAGAAACAGGACGGAUGGAGGACGACACCGCAUGCGCAGACGGAAUUGUCACCAAGCAAGGAGUACUUUGUGCUUCAAGGCGGUUCAAAACAAAGAUUAUCACCACCGCAACGUGAUUUUCUUCAAGUAGAGAUUGUAUCUUAUCGAAACUUCCUGACAUGGAGCAUGGCGAAAAAUCGCGUUAUCUUUUUCAUUUUUCGCACGUCGGCGAAGUGUGCACAAACGGCACGGGUGACUUUUAAAGAAAAUUCUUUAUUUCAGCAUGAGCGUCUGCUCUUUGAGGGGCCGCAGGGGGACGCGAUGACACUGAUAGUUGUCGUGCGAACGUCUUCUGGGCGGAUGAAACGCCUCGGGAAGGCUGUCAUGUCUCUACGAAACAUACGGGAGUCGGAGCCCCAAACACGGUGGGUGGCAUUGGUGAGAAAUUCUGGAAAAAGCGAUGCCUGCGUUUGUGGGGAAGUGUGUCUCACCCUGCGCGGUGGUGGAUUGAAUGCCCAGGCGUCCGCCACGCCGUUUUCAGAAGAAGCGGAGGAAUCAUUACGAAAACGUAUUCGUCAUGUAUUAAUGACAUUUGGACGGCGGCAUCUUCAUCGACUUGAGUGGAUUGUCGGUUACUGCUGCGACAAGUCCCCCAGUGAAGUCGACCUUUUAUUGGCGCGCUACAAAAAAAGGGAACAUCGCGACAUGGUUGUCCUCACUGUGUUUGAUGUACAGGGACUGAUAACUGAAAAAGGGGUUCCGUUUCUCAACGGGCCGGCAUGUCAGGUGUGGGUGGAGGCGAACAGCGUGCGGCAUUGCUCGCGGACCGUGCCGUUACAACAGGUGGCCGUAUUCAAGGAAUCAUUCCAGCUUCUGGUCGGUGUGGCGGAAGCCAUUCGUCUCACGGUGGCUGUCGGGGGGUCCAUUGUGGGGAAAGUACUCAUCUCUGCCAGCUCAGAAAGAUUUGGGGGUGUGCGCACGCAUACACUCUUUCGUGCGGCUGGUACGAAGAAGGCGAUGCCGAGUGGCGUCGUCACCAUUGCGCUUUCUGGCGAUAUGAAUCAGCAUUCUUCUCACCGGGACGGUGGGGGCGGUUCUUUUGAUCCGUUAGGAGAGGCCGCCCGUACAGCUUGUCUCCGUUUGUUUUUUUGGAAAUACGCUCGUCAUGUUAUCCACAGGCUCGAUGUGAUCAGUUCAUCGCUGUGCGAUGUGGAUCAUUACAUAAAGACCCUUGGCCCGUGUCCACCACGGUGUGAUGUUCGAGUCUCAGUGAAGCGGUGGGAGCCGUCAGUCCCCACGUGGGACAGUCCCGCGGCCGCCGCUUCUAUGGGCGCAUCCGAGACUGAAGACAACGACGGAAAUGAAGAAGGGAGACAUUCGGCGUCUUAUCGCAACAUUUUCAAACGCCAGACGGUAUACGCCGUGAUUCAUGCGGGAUUACAUUAUUAUAAAAGCAGCACUGUGCGUGUUGGCGAGGAUGACACGGCCUAUUUUAACGAUCCCGUCACAUUCCACGAUCUUCUUCCCGAGAGAGACGAGGUUCUUGUGUCCAUCGUUGGCAAGGGGAUUUCUGGAACAGAGACGACCGAUUUGGGCACAACUGUUUUCACGCUCCGCACAUUGGUAAGGAAACAAACCAUGUCGCUUACUGUACCACUGGUGCGUCAUGCUGGUAGUGGUGAUGCAUAUUUUAAAGGGUGCGUGCAGGUGGAACUAUGCGCGGUGAAUUUUAGCGGGGACUCCAUUGCAGGCACGGGGCCCGCGUCUUCUCGAUUGCAACUCCAACGGCUACUCUACCAUUAUGCCCCUCAAAAGCUGCACCGCGUAGAGCCUCUUCUUUUGGAUCAUGCAGGGCGUGAAGGGAGGCUGGUGCGUUCGUUGCUGGAAAAAUACGGACCGGAUGUGUAUUCUUCGCCGAUGGAAAUACGUCUUAUUGGUAUUCGUCACUUGACACCAGCGAAUUCCUGUUACGUGAAGGUGUACCUGAAUGGCGAGCCUGUGCUGCGAUCGUCGCAGCAAUCGGGCUCAGCAAACAUUACAUUUUCUCCAUCCGAUGUCAAAAAUGCUGCUGUCGUGAUGCUCGACGAUCCCCAUCACGCGAGAGUGCGAUUUAAGGUGGCGCAGCAGCGCUAUCUUCAAUCCACCACCAUUUCUUUUGCCGAGCUUCGACUGGGGAAAAUGGUUGCUGGGUCAUUGAACGAGUGCUGGAUUCCACUGUUUGAUAGUCAUGGUGGGGAAAUUGGACGUCUUGGUGUGACGCUGAGGUGCAAUGGGUUUAUUUGUCGUAAGGAAGAAACAGCGAAAUGCGAGGAGGCGGAGAGGGAUGUAGUUUCUCUGCUACGCAAAUACAAGCCGGAGGCACUUCCAUUUCUGCAGCCUCUGAUAACGGAAACGGGUAGCGUGGCGACAGCGCAUGCGGAGAUACGUCGUCGUGUCGCCAAAAGGCCAGUAGCUGCCACCGUGUACGUGUGUGUGGAAUCUCUCUCCAUUAUGGAGCUUGACUUCUCAAAUCCCUCGCAACUUCAUGGAAUCUCGCCGACACGACUGGCAUUGCUUCAACAGGAGAAUGAGGGGAUGGAAUACGUAGUGACGGCCAGCUGUGACCAUGAGGAAGGAAGUGUCAUUUGGUCUGAACAAGUAAAAGGUUCCGGUGCGGUUAUUCGGCUGGAUAUCCCGGAAUUUAGCAGGUGCGAGGACCACCGCCUCAACAUCGCUGUAAGGCAGGCUCAAGG
Trypanosoma cruzi is the source of this 4631-nucleotide messenger RNA. RefSeq lists its product as uncharacterized. The transcript has a single exon. The record is from RefSeq and is a predicted model, not a curated record. NCBI's taxonomy places the organism in Eukaryota, Euglenozoa, Kinetoplastea, Trypanosomatida, Trypanosomatidae. The annotation marks the transcript as partial.